This is a messenger RNA of Amphimedon queenslandica, 371 nucleotides long. RefSeq lists its product as uncharacterized. The record is from RefSeq and is a predicted model, not a curated record. The annotation marks the transcript as partial. Gene Ontology annotation, biological process: signal transduction. Gene Ontology annotation, molecular function: protein binding. The transcript is spliced from 2 exons. Lineage: Eukaryota; Metazoa; Porifera; Demospongiae; Haplosclerida; Niphatidae.
CAGCACCUCGGCCAGUACAGUAACAGAGAUGACUUCAGAGAAGAGUAUCGAAUUUGACGAGCUUCCACUACAUCGUCUCCUUGAUACUAAAGAUUUAGGCCAUGUUUUGGGACUUUUGAGGCAGUGUUCGUUUUCCUUUCGCAAAUGGAAAGACUUUGGAUCAGCUUUAGGACUGGGUCGUGGGACAUUGAAUGACAUUCAGCUUCGGUUUGGGAAUAACUCAAGGGAAGAUUGUAUGAAAGAAUGUUUGUCAAAAUGGCUAAAGAAAGUAGACAACGUUAAGCGUAAAGGAGUGCCUACUCUAGGGAGAUUGUCAGAUGCUUUAGAAGAGAUUGGUGAGAGAUCAGCUGCUGAAUACAUCAGAAGAAAUG